AUGAGUGAACAACCUGUCUUUUUCUUUGACUGCGAUAACUGUCUUUAUGCAACACGAACAUUGCGAGAGAGAUACUUUUUGGAUUAUGGACUCUCUCUCAGAGGUCUUAUCAAGCAUCACCAAAUCGAUGCUGUUGAGUAUGAUAAGCAGGUCGAUGGCACAUUACCCCUUGAAGAUGUUUUAAAGCCUGAUCCAGAACUGCGCGACAUGAUACAUGGUCUCAAAAUAAGAAAAUGGGUUUUCACUAAUGCUUAUCUACCGCAUGCCGAGAGAUGUCUUAAAAUUAUGGGCUUGUCUGAUGAAUUUGAAGGCAUCACAUAUGCUAACUACAAGGAUCCCGAUUUUGACUGCAAACCAGAACUUGCAUCUUUCAAGAGAGCCAUGAAGGAAGCAGGUAUAUCAGACCCUUCUCUUUGCUAUCUUGUGGACGAUUCUGGUGCAAAUAUUGAUGCUGCAAAGGCAUUGGGCUGGACAACUGUUCAUGUUGCAGACGAUCCAGCAACAUCUAACCACGGAGACUAUCAAAUUGAUGACAUUCACAGCCUACAUAAAGUACUCCCAGACCUAUGGAAGUAA
This is a messenger RNA of Phycomyces blakesleeanus NRRL 1555(-), 576 nucleotides long. RefSeq lists its product as hypothetical. The record is from RefSeq and is a predicted model, not a curated record. NCBI's taxonomy places the organism in Eukaryota, Fungi, Mucoromycota, Mucoromycetes, Mucorales, Phycomycetaceae. Gene Ontology annotation, biological process: nucleotide catabolic process; pyrimidine nucleobase metabolic process. Bases 1 to 576 code for a protein of 191 amino acids. Gene Ontology annotation, molecular function: nucleotidase activity. The transcript is spliced from 7 exons.